CCUCAAGUCUAAGCUUCGAUGUGGACGCAUUCUUUGCCGGGUUCGAUGUGGCCGCAAAUUAUUACGGAGGUGUGUCGAAGAGACGGCAGCGCAUCCACAUUCGCGACGACGAAGAUGCUGCAUUCGUGCAGACGCUUCUACAAGCCGAUUUAGACAAACAAAGGGAGAUGAAGGGUUCGGAGACGGUGUCGGCACAACCAUCAGGCACUAGCGCCACGAAGAAGAAAAUUACUCAAGCGUUGCGCAAUCGAGCAGGGCCGACCGGAGAUGCGGAUGGGACAAAAGUUAAGAUGAUCCGAUCAUCUUCAUGAUUUUUUGAAAUAUGCAUGUUGUAUAUGAUUCAUAUUGCAAUGGGGAGGGACACUAGAAGUGCAGAAUCAACGGCAUUCAUGCAGAUCAAUGCGAACAUGGUUUUUGUUGCUAGAUGAAGUGAUUUUUUUUGCUAGUUCUUGACUUUCUCUCUAACCUAGGAAACAAGCAGUCCAAAGACUACGACGCAGACGGCAGGCAGGCAAGCAGAGGCGAUGAGGAUUCCAGUGGUCCCUCCUCGCGGAAAGGGCAGUAUCAAAGCGGAGGCUCCGCUUCGUCCACAUCCAAUAAAUCGGGCAGCAGUAGUGCUACAACUGAGCAAGACAGGAACAGUUCUGCAGAUGUCCGUUCGCGCCUUCUGACUCUCUAUUAAGGGCUCGCACGUGGAAUUCUGCACUUGCAUCCUUGAAUUUUUCUAAGGAGGUCUGCCCACCGAGGUCAGAAUAUCAGGUUGAUCUCAUGACUAGCGGGGACGGAGUAGUUUCAAGUGCAUAUAUCUUAGAAGAAAACACAUGAACAGGGAUGCUCUCCUGAAAGAUUUCAUGCAAUGUCGGAGCUUCUAACUUUAUUACCUGAAGCAUUUGAAAGUGUUGAACGGGGUGUCGGUGACCGCCGAGGAAACGCAAAGGGCAACGACGAUGUACGCCAUGCGAUUGCAGGUGGAGAUGGUAGAGGAAUUACUACAGUGCGAA
This is a messenger RNA of Amoebophrya sp. A25, 1001 nucleotides long. The record is from the annotation of a GenBank genome assembly. Lineage: Eukaryota; Dinophyceae; Syndiniales; Amoebophryaceae.